Molecule: messenger RNA, 4117 nt
Organism: Solenopsis invicta (red fire ant)
Lineage: Eukaryota; Metazoa; Arthropoda; Insecta; Hymenoptera; Formicidae
Product: mediator of RNA polymerase II transcription subunit 15-like
Exons: 5
Coding region: 1500-2471 (323 amino acids)
Source: RefSeq, a predicted model, not a curated record
AUUUUUUAUCUUUUUCCAAUUCUUAGAAUUAAACAAAAGUAAAGAGCAAGUUAAACUGAGAUCAAAUGGAAAUAGGUAUAAGUUUUUUGAUGGAAAUAGGCAUAAGUUUUUUGAUUGGUGUUAAAAUGCUGUCUGACGCAUUUCUUUUUAGGUCUCAUUUUUUAAAUACAUGUGAAUAAUUUUCAUAUAAGAAAAUAAUGUUAGUAUAUAUUUUUAAAUCGAAAAGUAUAUACCAAUCAGUAAUCACGUAACGAUCACUUUUACAUAUAAAAAUUUUUUCAUAUAAAUUGAAAAAUCGAGGCCUGCAUGUUUUAUAAGAAAACAAAGAUUUGAAACGAUUUUUUACAUUAAAAUCAAGUCAGAAUUUUUAUUUGUGACUUUGCACAUAAAGUAAUUAUAAAAAUGUAUUCUCUUGAAAUAUAUAUGCCUAGCACUGAGAUGGAAUUUACAUCUUUAAUUAAAGCGGGUAAAGUCUACAAUAGGGUCGUAGAGUCGCAGGAGCGGUCGUAAUCGUAGUCGCUCGGAGUUGAUUCAAUUCCAAUUCCAGAGACUACCGUCACUACGACUGACCAAUCACUAACAAAACCUCAUGGUGGACAGAAAUGCAAAAGCAAAUUUCGGUUUUGGCAAGUUUCGAUUUUUUUUUUACUUUGCGACUUUAUGAUUGCGACUGAAGUUACGACUCUACGACCUCACGGUAGAUCCCACUUAACAGCAGAAUGAAGAAAAGCAGAAGUCAUUCAAAAAUUGCGCUGAUACAGUAGCAAUUAUAAAUGUCUUUUCGAUACCUUUUCCGUUGUCUUUUUACAUAAUGUACGUAGCAUAUUUUUGAGGGAUUGGUAACGGAGGUAAUUUUUGUACAAGGGCUAGGUAAUCCAAACAAAAUUUUGGGUAAUCCAAUGUAAUUUUUGACAAAUCUAAAUAAUCUUUAGCAUUUCUAAGUACAUACUUAAAUUAAUUUUUAAUUAUAUACACAUAAAAGUUUCAAGAUAUUUGUUUCAUAAAUGUACCUUUUUAUUUAUACUUAACUUGAUUAGUCGCAAAAUUUUUAAUUUAACAUUAGGUUGUGAUAUUGUUUAACAAAGAGUCUGUAUUGCUAUUGGUGUUUUGUUUUAAUAUCUUUUAUUUUAUAAAAUACCUAUUAAUAUUUAUUAUGUGUUAACCUCACAGAGGUUUAAUAUUUAUAUUCGAUUGGAUAUUGUUUUUAGUAUUAAAAAACCUUGUAUUGAGUAAUCUUAAGUAAUCCAAGAUAAUUUAAAGGUAAUCCGUAUCAAGGCUAAUUUUUGUACACCAUAACCGCUCGUUACUAACCUCUCGCAUAUCUUAUAUGAAAGCAUGUGCAUAUGGAAAUCCACAGGGAAGGUGUUUAUGAUUGUUACUAUAUAUAGUAACACAUGUUUAGUUUUUUUUUUACUUGUAUCUAUCUGAAAACAUUCGAGGACUGGAGCGCGAGUUCUGAUUGACUUCUACUUUUCUGCUUCCUGGUUUUCUGUUAAGGAAUGAGACCACUCAGUUCCGCAGCUAAUUCAACUCCCACAGUUUUAUCAAAUACAGAAGAAAAGAUACCUCUUGGAGAUGAAGUUUUUUGCUCUAAAGCAGCUUAUAAAGAGCUGAUAAGUGUGGAAGAGAGCCAUGUUGACUGGGCAUACGCUCUGCUAAAAGGAGUUUUUGGCGAGAAAGCGCAUCUUAUGAGAAUGCGAAUCAAAAACAAAAAUACCGCAAACGAACGGUUUUCUUCCAACUUUCUCAUGGUGGCCAAAGCCAUGCACCGCGAUUGGUUAGCGCAACAAAACAUUAGAAAUGAAAAUGGGCAGUUGAGUUCAAAAUACUCAAGUACGGAAAUAGAGAGAUACGUGAAUGCGCUGCCUGCUUAUCUUGCCGAUCGGGCAUAUGAUAUGUUGGGCCCACGAGGCAUUAACGCAAAAAGAAAAAAUGGAGAAAAUGUUGAACGCAGACAAAAUAAUCUGACUAAAAAGCGUAAAUAUACAAGAAGGGGCCAGCCACUGGUUGAACUACAACAGCCAUUGCAGCAAGAGCCAAUGCAGCACCAGUCACUGCAGCACCAGUCACUGCAGCAAGAGCCACUGCAGCAAGAGCCACUGCAGCAAGAGCCACUGCAGUAUCAGACACCGUGGCAACAGAUACCUCAACAGCAUUCAUCGCAACAACAGUCACUGCAGCAAGAACCACUGCAGCACCAGUCACCGCGGCAACAAAUACCUCAACAGUAUUCAUCGCAACAACAGUCACUGCAGCAAGAACCACUGCAGCAAGAACCACUGCAGCACCAGUCACCGCGGCAACAGAUACCUCAACAUCAUCCAUCGCAACAACAGUCACUGCAGCAAGAGCCACUGCAGCAUCAGCCACCGCAGCAAUACCAACCAUUUCGUUUCGAUCUUCCGCCAACAGCAUCAGAACCAGAGACAUUGGAAAAUUUUUCGCCUUUUGCAACAUACAGCAGCCUUUAAAUAAUUUGAGACUGUUGGCGUACGUAGUAAAGAGGGCCAAAAGAAUUUAUGAAGAUAUUUAUGCAAACCAUAUUACAUAAACCAGUUCGACAGCGCUGAGCAACGAACCGCCCAGAAACAAGCCGUUUAUGCCGCCGAAAGAUACUAUGAGGAAGUAUACAUGCAAAUUGUUUUGGAGCUAAGUUAUUAUGAUUCUCGUGGCAAAAUAUUUGAUGGUUUGAAACAUGUCGACAGAUGAUUCUUGUGCUAUCGUAAGAGAUGGAAAAGUUGUGAAAAUAAAAUAUAUUGCCCUAUCAGCAUUAGGGGAAAUUUUACUUCUUAUACAAGUAGUUAAAUGUUUUGAACGUUUAUUAGUUCAUAACGAUUACGUGGCUCUAAGACAUCCUCAAAAUUAAAAGAAAUUACAAAAUGAUGUGCAUUAAACUGUCAGUCAUCGAAGAACCUUGUAUUGUAACAAAUUUACUUAGUAAUUUAUUUUGUAAUUUAUUCUAAUGUUACUCGUUUAUUUUUACCAAAAUUAGUUUAACAAGAAACAUACUUCCGUAACAAAAUACAAAUAGAUCAAGUAUUGUUUACUUAAUCGUAUCACUCGCUUGACAUUUUUCUGUUGAAACAGUACUAGAAUCAUUCUGCAGAUGUACAAAAAUUAUAUCUCUCUGAUUUUGCUCUUAUUUGGCGAACAGGUAUAAUAAUAUGUAAAUACAAAUUUUAGUUCUUAUUAAUCUUAAAAGUGAUAGUUUGAGAUUUUUGUGUAUAUUUCACAUUUAUUAUUUUAAGUAUAAUAAUUUGAAUAUGCUGUAACACAUUGACAACUUCUAAAAUAUGCAAUCUUUCCAUGUAUAUUAUAGCUACACAUUCUGUUAUGAGAAGCAUAAGAAAACAAGCAUCAUUACAAAGGGCCCAUCUAUUUUAACAAAUGUACUCUAUUUUGAUUUGAUUUGGGGUUUUGUUUUUAUCCUUUUAGGUGUAAGAAAAUCUCAUAUCGGAAUAUCUUUCAUUCCACUAAAAAUAAAUGUUGAAUAGGUAUGUCAGAUAAUAUUGCUUUAAAAAAUUUGAUGGAUAUUAUAUAUUGUCGUCUUCUCAGUGUACAAUCUUCAACAGGAAUAAGUAAAAGUCCUCGUUCAAUCGAACAGUGUUUGUUCGUGGAAAGGUUUGGAAUGGCGAUCGUGGCUAUUUUUAAAAUAGGGCUUUUGUUACCCUUAUAAUGCUACUUAUUUGUACGUGAUUUAUCUCUCCUUUCGUAAGCUCUCAUUGCAUUCUAAUAAGUAGAAUCUGUUGUUCUGCUCUCUCAAAGAGGAUAUUGAAGAUCCUCGGUUUUAGGUUCGUUUUCUCCUGCUUCUUAUAAUAAUGUAUUUCUCAUAACAGAAAGGAAAUUUUGAAUCUUUCCACUUGCAAUAAUGUUUGAAAGAGAAUAACGUCAACAAAUGUUCACGUUUUCGUAAAAAUUAUUUUUAUAAUUUAAUUUGUUUUCCUUUUUAAAAUUCAAUGUGAUUAAAUUUCAUGAUAUUUUUAACAAUGUACGUCAUCGUAAAAGAAACAUGUAUUCUUAUUUAGGAGAAUAAUAUUAUUUUGUUACAAAGAAUUUUAUACUGUAUUUGUUUUUCUCCAAUGUGCUUUAAGUAAUAAAGGACUUUUGGUCUAUAUAA